Messenger RNA from Emiliania huxleyi CCMP1516, 1260 nucleotides. RefSeq lists its product as hypothetical. The coding region runs from base 1 to 1260 and encodes 419 amino acids. The record is from RefSeq and is a predicted model, not a curated record. The transcript has 2 exons. NCBI's taxonomy places the organism in Eukaryota, Haptophyta, Isochrysidales, Noelaerhabdaceae.
AUGAUGACGUCCGCUGCACUCGAGGAGCGCAUUGCCACCUACCUCGCCCGCUCCGUCGCGCUCGACUCGGCAUCGCUGCGCUUGCAGGUCCGGGAGGCCGUGCGCAUCCAAUCGCGCGUGCGCCAGCGAGCAGCGGUCCGGACCCGCGAGCGGCGGCGGGUCGAGCGGCAGCGUGAGCUCGAGGAGGAAGCUGAGGACAGAGCUAUGAUGGAAGUGGUGAGAGGGGACAUCACACGAGCUCACGAGAAGGCGAAGGAACAGGCAGAAACACGCGUGCUGGAGACAAGGGCGCGUCUUUCCGCGCGUCGGGCGUCCAAAGAGGAUGCCCUGUGGCAGGCUCGGACCUCUGAUGAGGCUCUGGUCGAGUCGGCGCUCGCCGCCGCCAAUCGUGCUCUCAGCGAACAGGACGCGGCCGCGGCUGAGCUGGCAAAAGCGCAGGCUCAACUUGACCGGGCAAAGGCCGAUGCGAUGGCGACCAGCGAAAGGCGGCACCUUUCCUUCGGGCAGAAGGAGGCUUCCUCUGAGGAGUCCGCCCAUGCGGCGGCGCAAGAGGCCAACGCGCGAGCCGAGCUCGAGCUCGCCAAGGCCGACUACGCAAAGGCAAAGCGCGAGCGUGUAGCAGCCAGCCUGGUUCAAAACCCAUCUGCGGUGGCAGCCGCGAGGAAGGCUGCGGACGAGGCGGGGCCCCGAAGAGCCGAGGAGCUCAGGGCGCGGCAAACUGCGGCGGCGGCAGAACGGAAGCGGCUCGGGGAGCUGCGUGCAGAGGCCGAUGCGGCUGAGGCGGCUGCCUCUGACGCCGAGAAGGCGCGUGACGAAGAGAGCAGUCAGCUAUGGGAGGCGUCAGAGGCCGCUGAGCAGUGCACAAAGGCAGAGCAAGACCAGCAGCAGUCGGCGCAUGCAGCAGCCGAGGGGCGGGAAGCGAGUCUGGGCGCGAUGCGGGACGAGGCGGCGCGCCUGCGAAGUCAGGAAAUCCGCCUCUCAGCGACCGAGCAAGACCUGCGAGACGUGGCGGGCGCAGAGAAGCGCACUGCCGGUGCGGCAGCCGAUCGCCGGAGCGCAUCUGAGGCGAGCCUGCGUCUGGCGCUCGACAAUGCCCACCGUGCGACGAGGCUGGGACUACUCGAGGCCAAAGAUGCAGCAAACAAAGAGGGCGAGGUGGUCGAGCACGGCAGGGGCGAGGGGCUACGGCACCACAUUCCGACGAGACUCCCUUUCCUCUGCGCGACUGUUGAAACCGACUUGUCGGCGCUGUCCCUCUAG